Molecule: messenger RNA, 480 nt
Organism: Tetrapisispora phaffii CBS 4417
Lineage: Eukaryota; Fungi; Ascomycota; Saccharomycetes; Saccharomycetales; Saccharomycetaceae
Gene: RTS3
Product: Rts3p
Exons: 1
Coding region: 1-480 (159 amino acids)
Source: RefSeq, a predicted model, not a curated record
AUGACUGACAAUAAGAUUUGUAAAGAAAAAAUUAUAAAUAGAAUUGAGACUGAACAAGAUGCAAUUGUAGUGCAAUACUUCAAAGAAAUUGAUAAAGUAGAAAACGAUAAUUUAUAUUUACAUACAAAGUUGAAAGAAGCUUCUGACAAUUUGAAACGGGCAAGUAUAUGUUCUCAAAAUUCAAACUUACUCGCAGGUGCACCAUUGGACCCAGCGGACAUGAGUUAUUUGAGUACGCCGUAUAUCAGGAGUUGCGUGAAAAGUAGUCAAGGUUCUCUAUUUAAUGAUAAACUGUCUGUAUCUUCAAAUUCUAGUGCUUAUUCCUUAUACAGAUCUAACAGUGACGAUAGUCCAAAAUAUCAAAGGAGACCUUCAGUACUUCAUACAAAUUACACAGAAAACGAAUUCCAAGUUUCUACACCACAUAAAGAACAAGCUACUGUACCGCAAAUCCAGUUCAAUCAAGACAUAUUCAAGUAA